CUAUUCUUAAAAAUGUUCCUGCGGUCAUUUUAUAAAUAUACCAGUCAUACCAUCCUUACACUACCACAAGUAUUCAGUCACCAAAAUGUCCUUAUCCACCGUUCUCAUUCCGUAAUACACGCAUGGAACCCAACAUCACAACAAAAAUUCACUUUUGUAAAACACAUCAAAAGGGCAUCCUGGCGACUGGAAAGUUCUUCCUCACAGUUUCAACCACCAGAGCCUCAAAAGCAACCCGGACCACCACCAAUUAAACCACCUCCACCUCCUGUUCCCAAAAAGCAAGAAAAUCAACUGGAACAACUAAAACCAAUCCCAUCUGAGCUUACAAAAGAAGGGCCAAAAAUGGUUACAAAAAUACCAGAAACACAAUUGGACAUUACAAGUAAAAAGUUUGGUUGGAUCGUGUCGGGAACAGCAAUUGGUUUGAUGUCUGCGUUCUUCGGGAAAUUAUACAUGCUGUUUGGAGCUGUUCCAUUGUUCCUAUAUCAUUCCAAAGAUCUGGAUGUUCUAUCAAAGACAUUUAGCAGAGAUUCAACGUUCUUAUGGAGGUAUUCAAAAUGUUGGCUGCUAUCCAAACGUAUCAAAAACAACAACUUAACCCUAUCUAAAGUUUUUCAACAACAAGAGAAGAAACAUCCAGAUAAGCUAAUGUUACAGUUACAUGAUCAAAACUGGAAGUAUAAGGAUGUAGCAAGUUACGCCAACAGGACCUCUCGUUUAAUGCAAAAGUACGGUUUUCAAAAAGGAGAUGUCGUUGCGAUGUUUGCGCUGAAUAGCCCUGAAAUGGUCGCCAUUGUUCUUGGCAUGGCCAACAUCGGCAUCAUCACGACACUUAUAAGCACUGAGCUACGUAAUAAAGGUUUGACAAAGGCUAUCAAACAAUCAGGAUGCACAGGAAUAAUUUUUGAUGAUGAAUUAAUGCAUGCUUUUGGAGACGUUUAUAAAAACUUUGAAGGUAUUAAAAUCUUUCAAAUGAGGCACAAGGCAAAACAACCAGAAUUUCGUGUUUUGGAAGAAGAAUUAUUAAAGGAAUACAAUGAUUUACCGGAAGUUUUUGUCCAAGUGCAUCAUGACGAUCCUCUUCUGUAUAUGUUCGCACCAGAAGAUACCGUGUUUAAAAAACCGAUUGUUAUUACACACGAGAAAUUUUUAUAUAAUGCGAGUGCUACCGCAAUGAUGCUUGAUUUGAACGCAUCAGAAAAGAUUUACAAUCCGACGCCAUUACAUGAAACAUCCGGCAUGAUUUUGGGCAUUGGUCCCUCCAUUACAAAUGGCGUAUCUACCGUACUACGAUCCAAGUUUUCCGCCUCGGAUUACUUCCGGGAGUGUUACGUUUACAAUUGCACUGUGGGACAAUACUCAGGCAGCAUGUGUAAGCAACUUCUUCUGAGUCCUGUGAGUCCAAUAGAGACAUUUCACCCUGUUAGGGCGAUGUACGGUACUGGACUGGAAAGUGAUUAUUGGCAAGAGUUUGUGGACAGAUUUGGGACUAAAAUGUAUGAAGUGCAUGACGUUUCACAAGAAGACAUUGAUUUAAUUAACCUGGAAGGAAAGAUAGGAGUACUUGGUUUCCGGCCAAAACUAAUUCCUAGUUUUGUAUUCCCACAUUAUGUAAUCAAAGUAUUUGGAAAGGAAAACAUUCCCGUUCGCAGUGCAAAUGGAUUAUGUCAAUUGAGUGAAUAUGGUGAACCUGGAAUGUUAAUCAAACUCUGGACGGAAACUGAAAAUUUACCUCCAAAUGUGAAAACAAUCCAAAACAUUUUCAAAAGAGGUGAUAUGGCUAUUACAGCAGGGGAAAUAUUAACAAUUGAUGAAAAGCUGUACUUACGUCCACUUAAAAAGCACCUUGAUAAAUCCUGGAUGAAUAAACUUGUUACAUCGGAAGAAGUGGAGUACAUAGCAUCAAAGUUCACCAGUAAACGAUGUGUUGCCUAUAGUCUACCAAUGGGAUACAAGCAAGACAUUGAAAUACUUGCAAUAGAAGAUCCUAAGAAGACGUUGGAUAUGAAAAAGUUUACCGAUGAUUUGAUUGAUCAUUUGCCCAAGAAUUGGAUACCACAUUACGUCCGUAUCGUAGCCAAGUUUGAAUUACUGGAUUCAAAGAAAGUGGAUAAACAACGUUUAAUCAACCAGGGAUUAAACAUGGAAGGUGAUUUGGUUCAUUACUUUGAUAAGAACUUAAUGUGUUACAAGCCAUUAAUCUGGACCACAACAAAUCGGCCACAAAUGUUUGUCAAUGAAUCAAAAAUCCAACCAUUAAUGGAAGCUGAUAUGACAGUGCCUGUAGCUUCACCACAAGAAGAGCUUAAGGUUGAUAAAGUUGAACCUAAUCAUAGUAAAACAAACAAUAUGACUGUUAAUAAGAAGAUGGAUGCGAUAAAAUCAAGAACCAUUAUUUCAGUGACAAUUACUUCACCGUCACAGGAAGCAAAACAACAUCAGACUGCUCCUGUGGUAAAAGAAAAGAAACCAAUCACGCAGUAUACGAGUACUAAACCCAUAGUAACCAAUAUACUUGAUGCCAUUGAGACAGCUAACAAAGCAGAAUCAAUCACAACACAUCCUCCAUUAUCAGACCAAACAAGAAUGGGAGCAAGUACAAAACCUGCAGAAAAAGACAGCGUAUCAAUCAAAGCUGAGCCCAAUAAAGUUCCAACAAAAUAUACUGUACUGACAGAACCAGUCAUGAAUCAGGUAAUGAAAGAACGAUUUUCGGCAGAAAUCAAAACUAGCAGCACAUCACUGCGAAAACCAAACAGCACAUCGAGUUUGGUAGAUAAAAAGACCGCCAUGUUGAUUAAGAACAUAACUCAGUUGAAAGCUGAUGCUAAAAGAAUGGAAAAAUCAUCUGAACCACCAAAAACUGAAACAAUACAAGUAAAAACACCUGAAAUAAAGAAAACUGAAUCAACUAUGCUUUCAGUGACUCCAGAAGCACCAGCAAAAGCAAAAAUAACUAACUCUGCAGGACAAGAAAAAAACCCUGACACAAACAAGAAAUUAUAAACUGAGGUGUUUGGAAUAUUC
Messenger RNA from Dalotia coriaria, 3030 nucleotides. RefSeq names its product long-chain fatty acid transport protein 1-like. The coding region runs from base 13 to 3009 and encodes 998 amino acids. Gene Ontology annotation, biological process: triglyceride homeostasis. The transcript is spliced from 8 exons. Gene Ontology annotation, cellular component: endoplasmic reticulum. Gene Ontology annotation, molecular function: long-chain fatty acid transmembrane transporter activity; long-chain fatty acid-CoA ligase activity. Lineage: Eukaryota; Metazoa; Arthropoda; Insecta; Coleoptera; Staphylinidae. The record is from RefSeq and is a predicted model, not a curated record.